Molecule: messenger RNA, 1472 nt
Organism: Triplophysa dalaica
Lineage: Eukaryota; Metazoa; Chordata; Actinopteri; Cypriniformes; Nemacheilidae
Exons: 8
Coding region: 94-1161 (355 amino acids)
Biological process (GO): phosphatidylethanolamine biosynthetic process
Cellular component (GO): cytoplasm
Molecular function (GO): ethanolamine kinase activity
Source: RefSeq, a predicted model, not a curated record
CCCAGCCGCUUGCUGAGUCACUCAGAUGGACAGAUUGAAACUGGGCCAUCAUUAAACUGCUUUAGAUCCUCUGAGGUGUGAUUCUGAUGAAAAAUGGAAAAUGAUGCAAGAUUACACUUGGACGUCAGUGUUGAUGAGCGCUUCCCUCGGCACGGCAUCACAAAACUUCUUAAAAAACUGAGACCACAAUGGAAACCAGAAGAUGUUCAGAUCAAGGCCUUCACUGAGGGAAUCACCAACCAGUUAAUGGGCUGCUAUGUGGGCUCUCUGACAGAAGAUGCUGUUGUUCUGGUGAGAGUGUUUGGACUGAUGACUGAGCAGUUUUUGGACCGAGAGAAGGAGAUGAAGAUGUUCAGGGUUCUACACAAACACGGCUGUGGUCCACAGUUGUACUGCAGUUUCACCAAUGGCAUCUGCUAUGAGUUUGUCAGAGGAGUUGUGUUGGAUGAUAUGUUCCUCAAGGAGCCGUCUGUUUACAGGUUGAUUGCAACAGAAAUGGGUAAAAUCCAUUCCAUCAAGUCUGGAGAGAUUGGAAACAGUUCACUGAUGACACCAGUUUUGUGGUCUAGAUUGUCCAAGUUCCUGACAUUGGCUCAGAGUUCUGAUGAUCCAGUACAGACUAGAUCAAGUGGCCAUCUGGAGGUACCCAGCAUGAAAACUAUCAUCAAAGAAAUAGAGGAACUGAAGAGUCAUCUUAACCAUAUCGACUCCCAAGUAGUGGUGUGUCAUAAUGACCUCCUGACUAAAAAUAUAAUCUACAACCAAGAAGAAGGCACAGUAAAAUUCAUUGACUAUGAGUACGCCGAUUUAAAUUACCAGGCUUAUGACAUUGGAAACCAUUUCAAUGAAUUUGCAGGUGUCAAUAACGUUGACUUCAGCCUCUACCCAAGUCGUGAGCUUCAAUUUGAUUGGCUUACUGCUUACUUGGAGAGUUUCAAGAGGUCCAGUGGUUUAGAGUCAUUUGUCACUAAGAAAGAGGUCAAAGAGCUUUACGUAAAAGUCUGCAAGUUCUCUCUGGUGGCUCAUUUCUUCUGGUGUCUAUGGGCUCUGGUUCAGGCUAAACAUUCCACCAUUGACUUUGACUUUCAGGGAUAUGCUAUGGCCAGAUUGAACUAUUACUUCGAGAAGAAGCAGGAGUUCUUUGAAAUGACACUUCAAUAACUCUGCAUGGAGACUCUAAAGAGUUGCUGCACAGGUCAAUGAAUGGAUCAUGUCUUGAACAAAGAUAACUACCUUCCACAAGGAAAACAAAUGGACUUGGAAGACAUUUCUUGGCAUUUUUGAAAUGACAAAAUAAAACAAAACCUAUAAGUAUAAUCUGGAAUCAGAUUUAAAAUGAGAAAGUAAAUAAUUCGGAAAGGAGCACAAGGGAGUUGUAAAAUGUCCACUGAAGACCUGUUUUACCCAUGUGUGCCCAGGUGCAGUUUAUUAAAAUAUAUAAAAUCAAAUAAACAAAACAUUACCAGAUAUAA